This is a messenger RNA of Psilocybe cubensis, 2607 nucleotides long. RefSeq lists its product as uncharacterized. The transcript is spliced from 2 exons. The record is from RefSeq and is a predicted model, not a curated record. The coding region runs from base 1 to 2607 and encodes 868 amino acids. NCBI's taxonomy places the organism in Eukaryota, Fungi, Basidiomycota, Agaricomycetes, Agaricales, Agrocybaceae.
AUGCUAGCUAACUCUGAAACACCUCGUCCACUUCCGCCAGCCAAAGCCAGAAGAGCGUCUGCAUUGCUCAAGGCCUCCGCUACACCUCCGCCAGCGUACGGAACUCCUUUCUUGCUCAAUGGCCAUGAGAGGAAGAGAAGGGACAUUUUAGGGUCACCUAUGACGAGCACGUUUCAGCUGGUCGGGUGGGAUGCGGACCCUGAUGAUCAGCAGUUGCCCUCACCCCCACCUGAAAGUGAGGACUGGAUGAACGAGAAGUCGCGCGAGGAGCUUCAGGAGCUCUUGGUCAAAGCAGACGCAAUUAUCAAACAGAGGGAGAAUGAACUUGGGAUUACCAGUGCUGUUUGUAAAGGUCUUUAUCAGAGUAAUGUGGAAUUAAAGUCGAAGCAUCAGGCUAUGCUCGCUCGUAUACCUGUUUCACCUACGCGGUCAAACUCAUCACCUGAAAGUCUGUCCAAGAUGACACUGUGCAAUAGCAACACUAGCAUGGUUUCGUCUACCUCGGAAGCAGCUCUCAUCAAGUCGCCGAAACGAUCUUUCUACAGGCACACGCGCCGAGUGUCUAUUGCAUCCGCUGACAUAUCUCUGCUAGAAGACCAAAACGCGAAAUUGUUGGACAAACUUGAGAAGCUGGAAGCCGAAUCUGUCUCUGCUGACCUGGCUGGACGACGGGAGUUGAAGAGGUUGGAGAAGGAGAUUACGUUCCUCCGAGAAGCUCUGGAGAAAACCCAAGCAAAGAGCGAAGAGCUAGAGGAGAAGGUCCAAGGGGCAGUUGUGGGCGAAGCCUGGAGACGGAAAAAGGAGAGAGAGGCAAAGUUCAGGGCGAUGCGGAACCUUGGGCGCGAUGACUCCUUUGAUGGCGAAGAGCCUAUAAGAAAUUUUGCUCCAGAGGGUUCCAGGCACGGUGGUCCGUCGGAUGGCUUCUCAUUCUUUCCAACUUCUUCCAGUCCUAAUCCUAAUCGACAACUGAAAGCUUCUUCUGGAUCUGAUGACAACUCGACUGCCAUCCCACCUUCUCUCGCCCAACCGGAACACGCGUUAAUUUCACAAUUACUGAUCAAGGUGCAGGAAUUGGAGGAGACAAAUGCACGGAUUUUGCAGCAACAGUCAGAUACCGCCGAACAGUUGUCGGCCGUUCAACGUGACACUGCGCAUAUUACAAAGGUCUACGAAACACUUGCAGAUCCAAACUCCACAGAACUGGAGCUCGACCAUGACAUCGACGAGUGUCACGAACAGGAGGAAUCGAAUGCAGACGAUGAGGAAGAGAAACCCUUGAAAUUCUCAAGUCUGAGAAGAACCAUAGAGAGCGAAGAAUACUUGGAAGGGACUUGUAUUGUCCGCCCUCAGUUAGGCGUGUCGACGGGCAAGAAACGAGCAAGCGUUAUGGGUUUGUUCGACGAACCCGAAGUUCCUAUAUCUGAGGACUUUUCCCAUGGAGAUAGCUCUUCUUCGCUCCAUAAGGAUAAUCCUAUGCACAAUCAAGACCAGUCAUCAGCAUCAUGGAUGGAUGAGCAGGGUCAUUCGACAUUGCCGUCCAUUACAACUGCAUCAGCAGCAGCAGGACUUGCAUCCCCUCUGGCACCUGGUGUACUUUCUCCUCUUCACUUCUUUUCACCCGCGGCGAAUGCACCUCCUGAGUUGUCUCCGGUAAAUUCGCGCCAUACCCUACAGCACGAGCUGGACAAAGAACUCGGUAACACGGCCUGGGAGCUGCAUGGUCCCCCCAAUAACCACCUCCUCCAUAUGCGUACAUUGAGCUUGUACGACUUGAGUCAGAUAUCUGCUCCACCCACUCCCUCUCCUCUUUCACGGACGUCAACACUUUCUCUCUCACACAAAUUAGCGAAUGACAACGCAAGUGGGUUAAGGCCUUUUUAUGACGAUAGUGGUCUUAGUAUCAGGGAUGGGACAACCCCACGAACACCACCUUUGCUAGCAUCCGCGAACUCCUUGAGGCUGUCAGUGGAGCCUCCUACGCCGAAUAGAUUUGAUUCUGUUGGUAACAAUGCCAGUGUACGAGGAGUUUACUCGCUCAACGACACGCGGUCGCCGCGUAUGCAAAUGAUGUCAGACACAUUGCGUUCGCGUACUAACCGUUGGGUCGAUCGGCGGUUUGUAAUCCAACGCCAGUACGAAGACGACGCGAAUGAAGGUGACAUCGAAAAUGAGGAUGAGGAAGAGGAUGAUCAGAAGACUUUGUCUACGUCGAGGCCACCGUCUCCUUUGGAUCUCACAAUUGGGAUCCCAAGCCGAUUGUCGCAUGCCGUAGACUCAAUGAUAGAUGGGUUUAAUUCUUUUUCCGUAACUUCAACUGGAAACAACGACACCGACGCCGACGAUGAUGAUGUUGCCCCAUUUACUGCCAUCACUCCACUGCGUCGCCGUCGCCCUGGACAUAUUAGGGAGAGGUCCGUGCUCCUUCAUGCAGGCACCUCACCGGAGAAGAAAGAGGAAGAAAAGCGCAACUCGGGCAUCUUACUCCAGGUCUGGCUAUGGUUGCAAUUUGCUAUCGUAGUUUUUGUGUUCUUGUACGCAAUGGCCAGGAGAGGACCUGCGAAGGUCCUGACGGAUGACCACAAGCGGGCAGUAGCACGUAGACGUUAG